This is a messenger RNA of Orycteropus afer afer, 1478 nucleotides long. RefSeq names its product pyruvate dehydrogenase E1 subunit beta (gene PDHB). Gene Ontology annotation, biological process: pyruvate decarboxylation to acetyl-CoA. Gene Ontology annotation, molecular function: pyruvate dehydrogenase (acetyl-transferring) activity. Lineage: Eukaryota; Metazoa; Chordata; Mammalia; Tubulidentata; Orycteropodidae. The record is from RefSeq and is a predicted model, not a curated record.
UGUUGUCUUUUGGCCGCGCCUAGAGGACACCGGCAAGAUGGCGGCGGCGUCUGUGCUGGUGCGGAGGCCCUCUCAGCAGGUGUCUGGGCUUCUGAGGAGGCGUUUCCAUCAGACCGCGCCGGCUGCGCUGCAGGUGACAGUUCGUGAUGCUAUAAAUCAGGGGAUGGAUGAGGAGCUGGAAAGAGAUGAGAAGGUUUUUCUGCUUGGGGAGGAAGUUGCCCAGUAUGAUGGAGCAUACAAGGUUAGUCGAGGCCUAUGGAAGAAAUAUGGAGACAAGAGGAUCAUAGACACUCCUAUAUCUGAAAUGGGCUUUACUGGAAUUGCCGUAGGUGCAGCCAUGGCUGGGUUGCGGCCCAUUUGUGAAUUUAUGACCUUCAAUUUCUCUAUGCAAGCCAUUGACCAAGUUAUAAACUCGGCUGCCAAGACCUACUAUAUGUCUGGGGGCCUCCAGUGUGUGCCCAUAGUCUUCAGGGGGCCCAAUGGUGCUUCAGCGGGUGUGGCUGCCCAGCAUUCACAAUGCUUUGCUGCCUGGUAUGGGCACUGCCCAGGCUUAAAGGUGGUCAGCCCCUGGAAUUCAGAGGAUGCAAAAGGACUUAUUAAAUCAGCCAUUCGGGAUAACAAUCCAGUGGUGAUGCUAGAGAAUGAAUUGAUGUAUGGAGUUCCUUUUGAACUCCCUGAAGCAGCUCAGUCAAAAGAUUUUCUCAUUCCUAUUGGAAAAGCCAAAAUAGAAAAGCAAGGGACGCAUGUAACCGUGGUUUCCCAUUCAAGACCUGUUGGCCACUGCUUAGAAGCCGCAACAGUGCUGUCUAAAGAGGGAAUUGAAUGUGAGGUGAUAAACAUGCGCACCAUCAGACCAAUGGACAUUGAAACUAUAGAAGCCAGUGUCAUGAAGACAAAUCAUCUUGUAACUGUGGAAGGAGGAUGGCCACAGUUUGGAGUAGGAGCUGAAAUUUGUGCCAGGAUCAUGGAAGGUCCUGCAUUCAAUUACCUGGAUGCUCCUGCAGUUCGUGUCACUGGUGCCGACGUCCCUAUGCCUUAUGCAAAGAUUCUAGAAGACAACUCUGUACCUCAGGUCAAAGAUAUCAUAUUUGCAAUAAAGAAGACAUUAAACAUCUAGUUCAGGUUUACAUUUUAAGUCAUUGGAAUUUCUUAUUUAAAAUACUUGCUACUUUACCUGGAUUUUUACCAUAAGACUUUAUUCAUGAAGUACUCUCUAAAGCAACAAUACAUGUUUUUGUACUGGGAAGAAGUUUAAAUGUGCUUGUGUAUGGAAAACUCUCCAUGCUUCUUUUUGUCUGUUAUAGUUGCCAUAUUGUUUAAAUAAAACCAAUGUAAAAUGCUACUGUCUUUCUAGAAGGACAAGGUAUGGAAGUGGCCUGGUGAAAGAUACAGCAUAAAAAGAUAACUUACAUGUAUAAAAGUGUAUAAUCUACAUUUACUAUUGGAUUGUUUUGAUACAGAAUAAAGGAAUUCCUGAC